AUGGACUCAUCACCUACUUCGCCUCGCGAUGACAUUCGCAAAAGCGAUGUUAUAAUCGACAAGGUCGACGUUCAGCACAAUGAGGAGGCUUUGCGUGAGGCUGAUCGCCACAUGAGCCCCAUGAAAUGUCUUUGGGACAACCCAAGGGUGUUGCUGUGGACUAUCUACGCCAACUUUGGCUCAACUUUGAUUGGUUUCGAAAACUUGGCACUCUCAGUAUGCUUGGCCAUGCCGGCAUUCCAGAUGACCUUUGCAUCUGAAGUCAAUGGAACACUCAUCAUUCCCGCCUACUGGCAGUCUGCUUGGAGUGCGAUGUACAAUGUCAUGAUGUUGUUUGGUUCUCUCUUCGCCGGUUACAUGCAAGAUUGGUUCGGUCGUCGCUCCGUCUUCGCUUUGGCAUCAGUCAUCGCCUCUGCCGGCAUUGCCAUCAGCUACGUCUCCGUGACACCACCGGAAUUCCUGGGCGGCAAGAUUGUUACUGGAUUUGCUGUCGGUCUAUUGACUUCUACCACGCAAACCUAUGUUUCCGAGAUUGCACCCCUGCCCGUUAGAGGCAUUUGCUUGUCUAUCAACACCAUCAUGCUCAACCUUGGCAUGCUCAGUGCCAUCGCUGCCAGCUUCUCCCGCGUUGCUAUUAUGGACAAGGCCGCCUUCCGUGUCGUCUUCGCUGCCGCAUGGACAUUCCCCGGCCUUAUCCUCCUCGGUCUCCCCUUCGUUCCCGAAUCGCCCACCUGGUUGGUCUUCAAGAACAAGCACGACGCUGCCCGCAAGGCCCUCGAGAGGCUUUCCGGCCCGAACGAAGAUAUCGAUGCGCGCCUUGGCCAGAUCAUCGACAACGUCGAGACCGAACGUCGCCUGCAGAUGGAGGCCGCUUCCUACCUAGACUGCUUCAAGGGCACCAACUGGAGACGCACGCGCAUCAUCCUCAUCUGCUUCUACAUCCCCCAGGUUGCCGGUGCCGUGCUGUCCUCCAACGCCCCUUACUUCCUUAACCAGACUGGCCUCUCUAGCAAGACUGUCCUCCUGCUCGUCCAGGUCGGUAUCGCGGCUGGUGUCGUCUCUGCCAUCGUCAACUCCAUCAUGAUGGGCAGACUCCGCCACCGCCCACUUCUGUUCUUUGGCGUCUCUAUCUGCGUGGCCAUGUAUUUUACCAUGGGUGUCGCUGCCGCAUUCCCCAAGACAAACGCCUCGCUCUUGACGAUUGGAGUCUCGCUUGUAUUCACCUCCAUCUCCUACGGACCCGCAGUGGGUGCCUCCAUGGCCGUGGCCGGUGAGGUCUCCGCUUCAAAGCUCCGUGCCAAGUCGCUUGGUAUCGGCUUCGCCUUCUCCUCCAUCGUGUCCACCAUUUGGACCAUCAUCCUGCCGUACCUCUUCAACCAGGACGAACUCAACAUGGGCGGUCACAUUGGGUGGAUCUUCUUUGUCAUGGGCAUUCUCAUGUUGGUGGUUCUCUACUUUGAUGUUCCGGGCACCAAGGGACGCACGUUUGAGGAGUUGGAUAUCAUGUUUGAGCAGGGCAUCUCGGCGCGCAAGUUUGAAAGCCACAAGCUCAACCUGGGUCCUGUGGACACCAAGUGA
Colletotrichum abscissum is the source of this 1578-nucleotide messenger RNA. RefSeq lists its product as uncharacterized. Gene Ontology annotation, cellular component: membrane. The transcript has 4 exons. Gene Ontology annotation, molecular function: carbohydrate:proton symporter activity. The record is from RefSeq and is a predicted model, not a curated record. Bases 1 to 1578 code for a protein of 525 amino acids. Gene Ontology annotation, biological process: transmembrane transport; carbohydrate transport. NCBI's taxonomy places the organism in Eukaryota, Fungi, Ascomycota, Sordariomycetes, Glomerellales, Glomerellaceae.